Molecule: messenger RNA, 9426 nt
Organism: Psammomys obesus (fat sand rat)
Lineage: Eukaryota; Metazoa; Chordata; Mammalia; Rodentia; Muridae
Gene: Tenm2
Product: teneurin transmembrane protein 2
Exons: 27
Coding region: 394-8049 (2551 amino acids)
Biological process (GO): neuron development; heterophilic cell-cell adhesion; signal transduction
Cellular component (GO): membrane; neuron projection
Molecular function (GO): protein heterodimerization activity; protein homodimerization activity; cell adhesion molecule binding
Source: RefSeq, a predicted model, not a curated record
UCUUCUCUGUUCUUACACUCAAGCCUAGCGGUGCUUUCGCCAGGCAGCAAGCAGCAGCGUCUCCUGCGAGUUUUAGUCAUGUGUGCAGCUCAGCUUGAUCGAGCGUUCCUUUUCUGCCUUUUCACUCUUACAAAAGAUUAAAAGGUGGCGUCACAUUGCUCCCCUGUUCCUUCCUGCAGGAGGGACUUAAAAGGGACAACAACAACAAAAAAAAACUAAUCACUCUCAAUAAGUAUUUUUUCUUGCUGGCAAUAAAUAAAUAAAUAAUAAAAGAACGGAGAGGAAAGAAAAAAAAUAAAUAGAAAGAAAAGAAAGGCAGAGAAGGGGGAAAGGCGAGGGGGUGGACUUAGCGGUGUAAUUUGAGCCGGUGGUGAGGAUUGGAGCGAGCUAGCGAUGCUGCACACUGCUAACAAGGGAAGGAAGCCUUCAGCCGAGGCAGGUCGUCCCAUUCCACCUACAUCCUCGUCUAGCCUCCUCCCAUCUGCUCAGCUGCCUAGUUCCCAUAAUCCUCCACCAGUUAGCUGCCAGAUGCCAUUGCUAGACAGCAACACCUCCCAUCAGAUCAUGGACACCAACCCUGAUGAGGAAUUCUCCCCCAAUUCAUACCUGCUCAGAGCAUGCUCAGGGCCCCAGCAAGCCUCCGGCAGUGGCCCUCCGAAUCACCACAGCCAGUCAACUCUGAGGCCCCCUUUGCCACCCCCUCAUAACCACACGUUGUCCCAUCACCACUCUUCUGCCAACUCCCUCAACAGGAACUCGCUGACCAAUCGGCGGAGCCAAAUCCACGCCCCAGCUCCAGCACCCAAUGACCUGGCCACCACGCCGGAGUCCGUUCAGCUUCAAGACAGCUGGGUGCUGAACAGCAACGUGCCGUUAGAGACUCGGCACUUCCUCUUCAAGACAUCCUCUGGAAGCACACCCCUGUUCAGCAGCUCUUCCCCAGGAUACCCUUUGACCUCAGGAACCGUUUACACACCACCACCCCGCCUGCUGCCACGGAAUACGUUCUCCAGGAAGGCCUUCAAGCUGAAGAAACCCUCCAAAUACUGCAGUUGGAAAUGUGCCGCCCUGUCUGCCAUCGCUGCCGCCCUCCUCUUGGCCAUUCUGCUGGCAUAUUUCAUAGCAAUGCAUCUGCUCGGACUCAAUUGGCAACUCCAGCCGGCAGAUGGACACACCUUUAACAAUGGCGUAAGGACCGGCUUACCAGGAAACGAUGAUGUGGCAACAAUGCCCUCUGGAGGCAAAGUGCCCUGGUCGUUGAAAAACAGCAGCAUAGACAGUGGCGAAGCAGAGGUUGGCCGACGGGUGACACAGGAAGUCCCCCCGGGGGUGUUUUGGAGGUCCCAGAUUCACAUCAGUCAGCCCCAAUUCCUAAAGUUCAACAUCUCCCUGGGGAAGGAUGCCCUCUUCGGGGUCUAUAUAAGAAGAGGACUGCCACCGUCUCACGCACAGUAUGACUUCAUGGAACGCCUGGAUGGAAAGGAGAAGUGGAGUGUGGUCGAGUCGCCCAGGGAACGCCGUAGCAUCCAGACCCUGGUGCAGAAUGAGGCCGUGUUCGUGCAGUACUUGGAUGUGGGCCUGUGGCACCUGGCCUUCUACAAUGACGGCAAGGACAAGGAGAUGGUUUCCUUCAAUACAGUCGUCUUAGAUUCGGUGCAGGACUGUCCACGUAACUGCCACGGAAAUGGCGAAUGCGUGUCCGGACUGUGUCACUGUUUCCCAGGAUUCCUAGGUGCAGACUGCGCUAAAGCUGCCUGCCCCGUCCUGUGCAGCGGGAACGGACAGUAUUCCAAAGGAACGUGCCAGUGUUACAGUGGCUGGAAAGGUGCUGAGUGUGAUGUGCCUAUGAACCAGUGCAUUGAUCCUUCCUGUAGCGGCCACGGCUCCUGCAUUGAUGGGAACUGCGUGUGUGCCGCUGGCUACAAGGGCGAGCACUGUGAGGAAGUGGAUUGCUUGGAUCCCACCUGCUCCAGCCAUGGCGUCUGUGUGAACGGAGAGUGUCUGUGCAGCCCUGGCUGGGGAGGUCUCAACUGUGAGCUGGCGAGGGUCCAGUGCCCAGACCAGUGCAGUGGGCACGGCACUUACCUCCCUGACUCCGGCCUCUGCAGCUGUGACCCAAAUUGGAUGGGUCCCGACUGCUCAGUUGAUGGCUGCCCUGAUUUGUGCAACGGUAACGGGAGAUGCACACUGGGUCAGAACAGCUGGCAGUGUGUCUGCCAGACCGGCUGGAGAGGGCCCGGAUGCAACGUUGCCAUGGAAACCUCCUGCGCUGAUAACAAGGAUAAUGAGGGAGAUGGCCUGGUGGACUGCCUGGAUCCUGACUGCUGCCUGCAAUCAGCCUGUCAGAACAGCCUGCUCUGUCGGGGGUCUCGGGACCCCUUGGACAUCAUUCAGCAAGGCCAGACAGACUGGCCCGCAGUGAAGUCCUUCUAUGAUCGCAUCAAGCUCUUGGCAGGCAAGGACAGCACCCACAUCAUCCCCGGAGACAACCCCUUCAACAGCAGCCUGGUUUCUCUGAUCCGAGGCCAAGUGGUGACUACUGAUGGCACUCCCUUGGUGGGUGUGAAUGUGUCUUUUGUCAAGUACCCAAAAUACGGCUACACCAUCACUCGCCAGGAUGGCACGUUUGACCUGAUUGCCAAUGGGGGUGCUGCCUUGACUCUUCACUUUGAGCGAGCCCCUUUCAUGAGCCAGGAGCGCACAGUGUGGCUGCCGUGGAACAGCUUCUAUGCCAUGGAUACCCUGGUAAUGAAGACCGAGGAGAACUCCAUCCCAAGCUGUGACCUCAGCGGCUUUGUCCGGCCAGAUCCAAUCAUCAUCUCCUCCCCUCUCUCCACCUUCUUCAGCGCUUCCCCAGCAGCGAACCCCAUUGUGCCUGAGACCCAGGUUCUUCACGAGGAAAUUGAGCUCCCUGGUUCCAAUGUGAAACUCCGUUAUCUCAGCUCUAGAACCGCAGGGUACAAGUCGCUACUGAAGAUCACGAUGACCCAGUCCACCGUACCCUUGAACCUCAUCAGGGUUCACUUGAUGGUCGCUGCAGAGGGGCAUCUCUUCCAGAGGUCAUUCCAGGCUUCUCCCAACCUGGCCUACACAUUCAUCUGGGACAAGACGGAUGCUUAUGGCCAAAGGGUUUAUGGGCUGUCGGAUGCUGUUGUGUCUGUCGGGUUUGAAUAUGAGACGUGCCCCAGUCUCAUCCUGUGGGAGAAAAGGACAGCCCUGCUUCAAGGAUUUGAGCUGGACCCUUCCAACCUUGGUGGCUGGUCCCUGGACAAGCAUCACAUCCUCAAUGUGAAAAGCGGAAUACUACACAAGGGCACGGGAGAGAACCAGUUCCUGACCCAGCAGCCCGCCAUCAUCACUAGCAUCAUGGGUAAUGGCCGCCGCAGAAGCAUCUCCUGUCCCAGCUGCAACGGCCUCGCCGAAGGCAACAAACUGUUGGCCCCCGUGGCCCUGGCUGUGGGGAUCGACGGGAGCCUCUUUGUCGGUGACUUCAAUUACAUCCGGCGCAUCUUUCCCUCUCGAAAUGUGACCAGUAUCUUGGAGUUACGAAAUAAAGAGUUUAAACAUAGCAACAGCCCAGGACACAAGUACUACUUGGCUGUGGACCCUGUGACUGGCUCGCUCUACGUCUCUGACACCAACAGCCGCAGAAUCUACCGUGUCAAGUCUCUGAGCGGGGCCAAAGACCUGGCUGGGAAUUCGGAAGUUGUGGCAGGGACCGGUGAACAAUGUCUACCCUUCGAUGAAGCCCGCUGUGGGGACGGAGGGAAGGCUAUAGAUGCAACCCUGAUGAGCCCUCGAGGGAUUGCGGUGGACAAGAACGGGCUUAUGUACUUCGUUGACGCCACCAUGAUCCGGAAGGUCGACCAGAAUGGAAUCAUCUCCACCCUGCUGGGCUCCAAUGACCUCACAGCUGUACGGCCACUGAGCUGUGACUCCAGCAUGGAUGUGGCCCAGGUUCGCCUGGAGUGGCCAACAGACCUUGCCGUCAACCCCAUGGACAACUCCCUCUACGUUCUGGAGAACAACGUCAUCCUGCGGAUCACCGAGAACCACCAGGUCAGCAUCAUUGCGGGACGGCCCAUGCACUGCCAGGUGCCCGGCAUUGACUACUCACUCAGUAAGCUGGCCAUCCACUCCGCUCUGGAGUCGGCCAGUGCCAUCGCCAUCUCUCACACCGGGGUGCUCUACAUCACCGAGACGGACGAGAAGAAGAUCAACCGCCUGCGCCAGGUUACCACCAACGGGGAGAUCUGCCUGCUAGCCGGGGCCGCUUCGGACUGCGACUGCAAGAAUGACGUCAACUGCAUCUGCUAUUCGGGAGACGAUGCCUACGCCACGGACGCCAUCUUAAACUCCCCGUCGUCCUUAGCCGUGGCUCCGGACGGCACCAUCUACAUCGCAGACCUCGGGAAUAUUCGGAUUCGGGCGGUGAGCAAAAACAAACCCGUGCUUAAUGCGUUCAACCAGUACGAGGCCGCGUCUCCGGGGGAGCAGGAGCUGUACGUGUUCAACGCCGACGGUAUCCAUCAGUACACUGUGAGCCUGGUGACGGGGGAGUACUUGUACAAUUUCACGUACAGCGCCGACAACGACGUCACGGAGCUGAUCGACAACAGCGGGAACUCCCUGAAGAUCCGCCGGGACAGCAGCGGCAUGCCCCGCCACCUGCUCAUGCCCGAUAACCAGAUCAUCACCCUCACCGUGGGCACCAACGGGGGCCUCAAAGCUGUGUCCACUCAGAGCCUGGAGCUGGGCCUCAUGACCUAUGACGGGAACACCGGACUCCUGGCCACCAAGAGCGACGAAACUGGGUGGACGACUUUCUACGACUAUGACCAUGAGGGCCGUCUGACCAACGUGACACGCCCCACAGGCGUGGUGACCAGCCUGCACAGGGAGAUGGAGAAAUCCAUCACCAUUGACAUUGAGAACUCUAACCGUGAUGACGACGUCACUGUGAUCACCAACCUCUCUUCAGUGGAGGCCUCCUACACAGUGGUACAAGAUCAAGUGCGAAACAGCUACCAGCUCUGCAAUAACGGGACCCUGCGGGUGAUGUACGCCAACGGCAUGGCUGUCAGCUUCCACAGUGAGCCCCACGUCCUCGCCGGCACCAUCACCCCCACCAUCGGGCGCUGUAACAUCUCACUGCCCAUGGAGAACGGCCUGAACUCCAUUGAGUGGCGCCUGAGGAAGGAACAGAUUAAAGGCAAAGUCACCAUCUUUGGGAGGAAGCUCCGGGUCCAUGGGAGGAACCUCCUGUCCAUUGACUAUGACCGGAAUAUCCGGACGGAGAAGAUCUAUGAUGACCACCGGAAGUUCACCCUGAGGAUCAUUUAUGAUCAAGUGGGCCGUCCCUUCCUGUGGCUCCCGAGCAGUGGGCUGGCAGCUGUCAACGUCUCCUACUUCUUCAAUGGGCGCUUGGCUGGCCUCCAGCGCGGGGCCAUGAGUGAGAGGACGGAUAUUGACAAGCAGGGCCGGAUUGUGUCCCGCAUGUUCGCCGACGGGAAAGUCUGGAGCUAUUCCUAUCUUGACAAGUCCAUGGUCCUCCUGCUGCAGAGCCAACGUCAGUACAUAUUUGAAUAUGACUCCUCUGAACGCCUCCAUGCAGUCACUAUGCCCAGUGUCGCCCGGCACAGCAUGUCCACACACACCUCCAUUGGCUACAUCCGAAACAUUUACAACCCACCUGAGAGCAAUGCCUCCGUCAUCUUUGACUACAGUGAUGAUGGCCGCAUUCUAAAGACAUCUUUCCUGGGCACUGGGCGGCAGGUGUUCUACAAGUAUGGAAAACUCUCCAAGUUAUCGGAGAUAGUCUACGACAGCACUGCGGUCACCUUUGGCUAUGACGAGACCACCGGUGUUCUGAAGAUGGUCAAUCUCCAAAGCGGGGGCUUCUCCUGUACCAUCAGGUACCGAAAGGUCGGGCCCCUUGUGGACAAACAGAUUUACAGGUUCUCUGAGGAAGGCAUGAUCAAUGCCAGGUUUGAUUACACCUACCACGAUAACAGCUUCCGCAUUGCCAGCAUCAAGCCUGUCAUAAGCGAGACCCCCCUUCCUGUUGACCUCUACCGCUACGACGAGAUCUCCGGGAAGGUAGAACAUUUCGGCAAGUUUGGGGUCAUCUACUAUGACAUCAACCAGAUCAUCACCACCGCCGUCAUGACACUGAGCAAGCACUUUGACACCCAUGGGCGCAUUAAGGAAGUGCAAUAUGAGAUGUUCCGGUCCCUCAUGUACUGGAUGACCGUGCAAUAUGACAGCAUGGGCAGGGUCAUCAAGAGGGAACUGAAACUGGGGCCCUAUGCCAACACCACAAAGUACACCUAUGACUAUGAUGGGGAUGGCCAGCUCCAGAGUGUGGCCGUCAAUGACCGACCUACCUGGCGCUACAGCUAUGACCUCAAUGGGAACUUGCACUUGCUAAACCCAGGAAACAGUGCUCGCCUCAUGCCCUUACGCUACGACCUCCGUGACCGGAUAACCAGGCUGGGGGACGUGCAGUACAAAAUCGAUGACGAUGGCUACUUGUGCCAGAGGGGGUCUGACAUCUUCGAAUACAACUCCAAGGGCCUUCUAACAAGAGCGUAUAACAAGGCCAGCGGGUGGAGCGUGCAGUACCGUUACGAUGGCGUGGGCCGCCGAGCUUCCUACAAGACCAACCUGGGCCACCACCUGCAGUACUUCUACUCUGACCUCCACAAUCCCACACGUAUCACCCACGUCUAUAACCACUCCAACUCCGAGAUCACCUCGCUCUACUAUGACCUCCAGGGCCACCUCUUUGCCAUGGAGAGCAGCAGCGGGGAGGAGUACUACGUUGCCUCGGAUAACACCGGGACCCCCCUGGCUGUGUUCAGCAUCAAUGGGCUCAUGAUCAAGCAACUGCAGUACACGGCCUAUGGGGAGAUUUACUAUGACUCCAAUCCGGACUUUCAGAUGGUCAUCGGCUUCCACGGGGGCCUCUAUGACCCGCUCACCAAGCUUGUCCACUUUACUCAGCGUGACUAUGACGUGCUGGCCGGACGCUGGACAUCCCCCGACUACACCAUGUGGAGGAACGUGGGCAAGGAGCCGGCCCCCUUCAACCUGUACAUGUUCAAGAACAACAACCCGCUGAGCAAUGAACUGGAUUUGAAGAACUACGUGACAGAUGUGAAAAGCUGGCUUGUGAUGUUUGGAUUUCAGCUCAGCAACAUCAUUCCUGGAUUCCCAAGAGCCAAAAUGUAUUUUGUGCCUCCCCCCUAUGAAUUGUCAGAAAGUCAAGCAAGUGAGAAUGGACAGCUCAUCACAGGAGUCCAGCAGACAACAGAGAGGCAUAACCAGGCCUUCCUGGCUCUGGAAGGACAGGUCAUCUCUAAAAAGCUCCAUGCCAGCAUCCGAGAGAAAGCAGGCCACUGGUUUGCUACCACCACGCCGAUCAUCGGCAAAGGCAUCAUGUUUGCCAUCAAAGAAGGGCGGGUGACCACAGGUGUGUCCAGCAUCGCCAGUGAGGACAGCCGCAAGGUGGCAUCUGUGUUGAACAACGCCUACUAUUUGGACAAGAUGCACUACAGCAUUGAGGGCAAGGACACGCACUACUUCGUGAAGAUCGGCGCGGCGGAUGGUGACCUGGUCACCCUGGGAACCACCAUCGGGCGCAAGGUGCUGGAGAGUGGGGUGAAUGUGACCGUGUCACAGCCCACGCUGCUGGUGAAUGGCAGGACUCGAAGGUUCACCAACAUUGAGUUCCAGUACUCCACGCUGCUGCUCAGCAUCCGCUAUGGCCUCACCCCUGACACGCUGGACGAAGAGAAGGCCCGAGUCCUGGACCAAGCGAGACAGAGGGCCCUGGGCACUGCCUGGGCCAAGGAGCAGCAGAAAGCCAGGGACGGGAGAGAGGGCAGCCGCCUGUGGACGGAGGGUGAGAAGCAGCAGCUCCUGAGCACGGGACGGGUACAAGGUUACGAGGGCUAUUACGUGCUUCCGGUGGAACAGUACCCGGAGCUGGCAGACAGUAGCAGCAACAUCCAGUUCUUAAGACAGAAUGAGAUGGGAAAGAGGUAACAAAAUAACCUGCUGCCACCUCUUCUCUGGGUGGCUCAGCAGGAGCAACUGUGACCUCCUCUCCUAAGGAGAUGAAGACCUAACAGGGGCACUGAGGCCAGGCUGCUUUAGGAUCCCAAGUGGCAAGAAAGCUCACAUUUUUUGAGUUCAAAUGCUACUGUCCAAGCGCAAAGUCCCUCAUCCUGAAGUAGACUAGAGCUCGGCCACAAAUUCUGAGGAAAACGAAAACAAAAAGGAUGAAUGAAUGAAUGAACAAACACACAAAAUGUUUCAAGUUCCCCUAAAAAUAUGACCCACUUGUUCUGGGUCUAGCCGCAGAAAAGAGACGCAGAAUAGCCAAAAGGAAAGGAGCAGAAAACAAACAAACAAACAAAAACAAAGGCAAACAAAAAGACGAACACACCGAGACCGUACAAACGAAGAAAUGAAGACGAGAAGGCCUCACAUCUAAUACCUCACUCAUUCACCACGUGAGCAACGCAGAGACAUUCACGAGGGCCGGCGUCACCAGACCAGCUGAGGGCGACUCAGACUGUUGGACAAACACUUCCCGACGUUUUCGUUUAAGCAAAUACAGGUGCAUUUAAAAAACAUGACUUUGGGGGUGAUUUGUGUGUAGCGCCUGGGGAGGGGGGGGCACAAAAGUGGAGGAGCGAGCACUGGAAAUACUUUUUAAAGAAAAAGAAAAACACAAGAAAAAAAUUAAUAUCAGAAGUCAAAGCGAAAACAAUACCGUCCAGCACUUAACUCUCAGGUCACUACUUAGUCGGGCCUGAGCUAAUUUAUUUGAGCGCAGAGUGUAAAAUUUAAUUCAAAACGGUGGCUAUACUCACUACACAUAAAUCUCAUAAUCUUUUUGUCUUUGGAGAUUCCAUUGUGGACAGUAAUACGCAGUUACAGGGUGUAGUCUGUUUAGAUUCCGUAGUUCGUGGGUAUCAGUGGCGGUAGAGGUUCGACAUUUGUGACUCUGUUGCUAACGGUACCACUUCCGAUCGCCCUGUACAUACAUACGCCGCAAGGCACGAUCACUGUUUCAGACUUAAAAUUAUUAGUGUGUUUGUUUGGUCCAGAAACUGAGACAAUCACAUGACAGUCACCACGAGGAGAGAAAAUAAAAAAUAAAUAAAAACAAAAAAAGUUUAAAAAAUUAAAAAAAAAAAACUCACAAAAAAAAAAGUCUAAGAACUUUGGUACAGGAACUUUUUUGUAAUAUACAUGUAUGAAUUGUUCAUCGAGUUUUUAUAUUAAUUUUAAUUUGCUGCUAAGCAAAGACUAGGGACAGGCAAAGAUAAUUUAUGGCAAAGUGUUUAAAUUGUUUAUACAUAAAUAAAGUCUCUAAAACUCCUGUGGACACUGGUCUUCUGUGGAAAUGCUUUA